AUGAAGCUUAACUUGUUCGUCGUCGCUGCUGUCGCAGGCGCGGCAUAUUCGACGCCAAUGGAAAGGAGAGAGUUCAAUACCAGUGGCGGAGAUGGGCCCUACGGACCAGGGCAAUUGUUCACCGAGACGAGCCUCCCACAGCACACCAUUUACAUGCCUUCGAAGCCGGGCAACGCCUCGCUGCCCGUGCUGGUAUGGGGUAACGGCGGUUGCAGCGCGGAAGGGGACUCCAACAGCGAGCUGCUGAACCAGAUCGCCUCGUACGGGUACCUGGCCAUCGCAUCCGGCAGUCCGGGCCAGCAGGGCAACACCACGUCCCAGCAAAUGACCGAAUCGAUCACCUGGGCCGUGGCCAACGCCGGCAAGGGCGCCUACGCCAACGUCGACGCCACAAAGAUCAUGGCCGCCGGCUUCAGCUGCGGCGGCAUCCAGGCCUACGACCAGAUCUGGGACUCGCGCGUCGCUACUAUCGGCAUCUUCAGUUCCGGCCUCCUCACCAACACCACGGCCGCCUCCAGCUUCAACAAGCCCAUCCUAUACUGCCUCGGCGGAACCACUGACAUCGCCUAUGAGAACGGCGAGAGGGACUUCGACAACCUGCCGGCCAACACGCCAUCCUGGAAGGGCAACCUCGACGUUGGCCACGGCGGAACACUGUAUGACGUGAACGGGGGAUUGUUCGGCAAGGCCGGCCUGAACUGGAUUCAAUGGGUAUUCCGAGACGAUGCCGCCGGCAAAGCCUACCUUCAAAGCGGCUACACGGCCGACGGGUGGCAGGUGGAGACACACGCCCUUGACCAGCUGAAACCCUCGGCUAAGGGGAAUGGGACUCGUCGAUUUUCUUAA
Messenger RNA from Anthostomella pinea, 846 nucleotides. The record is from the annotation of a GenBank genome assembly. Lineage: Eukaryota; Fungi; Ascomycota; Sordariomycetes; Xylariales; Xylariaceae.